Messenger RNA from Fundulus heteroclitus (mummichog), 4528 nucleotides. It is a transcript of the gene csf3r, whose product is annotated as colony stimulating factor 3 receptor (granulocyte). Lineage: Eukaryota; Metazoa; Chordata; Actinopteri; Cyprinodontiformes; Fundulidae. Gene Ontology annotation, cellular component: external side of plasma membrane; signaling receptor complex. The record is from RefSeq and is a predicted model, not a curated record. The coding region runs from base 443 to 2944 and encodes 833 amino acids. The transcript is spliced from 17 exons. Gene Ontology annotation, biological process: cytokine-mediated signaling pathway; positive regulation of cell population proliferation. Gene Ontology annotation, molecular function: interleukin-11 binding; interleukin-11 receptor activity.
UUCAAAACAAGGAUGUUGGUGCUGCUGCUGCUGCCGCCACCGUGGCUCGGCUGACACAAACACGUACAUCCUCCAAUCUGAGCCGCUUUGAGCCACACCGUUUCAUCUCGUACUAUCAGGGUUGAUGAGAGCCUCUUGUCUUUCUCGGUCGGCUGCAGCUGCUGUGUGAAACAAAAUUAUCUGGAUUCUGCUGUUGGUUGGCAACCAGAUUUUCUUUACACCUGAACGUCACUGCCUGUGUGAGUCCUUUCGGCUGCUCCCUCAUUUAGUGGGUCACCACAGGAAGUCAUUCCAUCUUCCACACAGACUUGGCAGAGUUAUUACACCGGAUUCCCUGCCUUGCACCACUGGGAUUUGAACCCAGGUCCCCCAUAUCAAAGACACAGUCUUAGCCCCUUUCACUACAACAGAGCAACUCUGAGUCUGUAAUGGUUUUGUCACGAUGAUAUCCACAUGGAUGUUGGUGAUUGUCAUGCUGGUAGGCUCUUCAAAUGGAGCAAGUAGUGGGAAUGACACCCAGCCAUGUGCAAGGAUCAACACGUCUAGUUUGGUGGUGCCUCUGGGAUCACGCGUCACCGCCACCUGUGUCAUCAGGGAAGACUGCCCUCUUGGACAAGAUGUUCACAUUGAGUGGCGUCUUGUGGACGAGCUGAUUCUCAGCAGCCCUGCAGCCAAUGGAAGCAAUAGGGUUUCCACGAUUGUUGUACCAAGCUUUAAUCGCACCAGUGCGGAGCUCACCUGUCGCAUCAAGCCUUCUUCUCAAGUUCUCGCUGGAGUGGUGAUCCAAGCUGGAUAUCCACCAGAAAUACCACAAAAUCUAAGCUGUCAAACAAAUCUCACCGACUCCACCUUGAACUGCAGAUGGGACCCAGGACAGCGGGUCACCCACCUCCCCACAAAGUACACCCUGUACACUGAAAUAAGGGACUUAAAUACGAACAAUACUUAUGAGCUGCCACCAGAUAUCCAUCAUCAUUCCAUUCCUCGUACUGACUUUGGGCUGUUCACUGACAUGACGAUCUACGUAAAGGCAGAGAACGACCUCGGAGAGGCAAGUUCAGCACACAUCGUUUUGGAACCAGUUUGUGCAGCUAAAUUUGACCAACCCAGUAUUGUACAGAUUGAUGUGGAUCCUAAAAAGUUAGGAUGCCUAAAGCUGACAUGGACAUUGUCACCACACCAGGAAUGGCUGAGUAACUACCCUGUAAACCUGGAAGUCCGAUAUAAAACCGCUGGCAGUGACCAAUGGAGCGACCCACCAAUCCCUGUGAUCAACGUUAAAUCAUCCAAAGUGGUGGUGAAACCUUGUCAUCUCCUUCAUGGGACUCAAUAUUUGGCCCAAAUUAGAGUCCGAUGCAAGCAGAGCCCCUGGAGCGAGUGGAGCGGCAGCAAGUCCGGAGUCACCUUGGAGACUGCUCCAACUGGACGUUUAGACUCGUGGGUGAAGGUAUCAAGGAAUCACACAAGCAAAAAGGCCAACAUACAAUUGUUCUGGAAGCCAUCAAAACAAUUCCGUGGAAAUGGCCAAAAUCUGACGUAUGUUGUCUCACAACAAAAACUAGACGGUGAAAGGGGAAGAAUAUGCUCCACAAGUGAGAAAUGCUGUGCUUUCCAACUUUCUUGGCGCACAAGGAAAGUGUAUCUACGGGCUGUGAAUAGAGCAGGGAAAUCUCCCCCCACUGAAAUUCGGAUUUACAAGACUAAAGAUUACACGCCGAACAUGGACGUCACCGCUGUUCCACUCGAUGACCGAUCAUUUCUGGUCCAGUGGACAGCUGUGGUUACUUCGAGUCUCACUGGUUAUGUGGUGGAAUGGAAACCUUUACUGAAAACAGGCCUCUGCCACACUCAUUUUGAAAUUGUGAAUAAAAGCCAGUCUAGUCUCCUAAUAACCGGCAGCUUUGAGCCCUACAAGCCCUACGGGAUCUCUGUGUAUCCGAGGUUUAGGGAUGGGAUUGGGCCUCCUCAGACUGUUAAUGCCUACUUGAGACAAAAGGCUCCAUCAGCUGUUCCUAAACUUGAAAUUAAAAAGACCUGGGGGUCAUACAUUGAGAUCUUCUGGGAUGAACUCCCCUUAGAGCAAAGGAAUGGAUUUAUCAAGGGCUACAAAGUCUUCUACCGGGAGGAGAAUGGUCCUAUUAAAGUUGUGAGUGCAGAUGCAGAAAACAGGAGGGUGAUCCUGAAGGACCUUAACUCCGCGUCUCUUAUUGAAUCUUUCAUGAUGGUUAGCACAUUUGGUGGGAGCCUGAAUGGGUCAACAAUUCAUUUUGAAAUCAAACCCAUUGAUUCUGUUACUGUUGUGAUCCUGGUAACUGCAGGUGGAGUUGGACUGGCGUUUUUGAUCAUUUUCAUUGUGCUGACCUGCCUCUCCAAAACCACCACGUUGAAGCGUCGCUUUUAUCCAGUUGUUCCGGAUCCAGCUAACAGCAGCAUUAAAAAAUGGUCAUCAGAAUCAACUCAGUUUAUUCAUCCAUCCUGGGACAACAACGAGCCCAAUCCAAUAUACUUGUCCCAUCUCAGCUUCCUGGACCUGACUACCAAACUCAGCAAAGAAGAAGAUGAUAUUUGGUCAAACAGCUUGGAAGAAACCAGUGAUCUUGGAGAUUCGAUUUCCGGCUCACUGUUCACUCCUACUUACUCUGGUUCAAACAGCGAGGUGGUUCCUUAUGCUACUGUGCUGUGUUCCUCUUCAAGCAAUGGCCCAACACCAGAUGAGCAUCCUGUCUAUCUGCGCUCCGAGUCUACACAGCCCCUCUUGGAAACUGAAGAAUCUUUCAGUCCAAAAUGCUAUCAAAAUGUUGCAACCGAUGGGAUGCCCAGGCAUGAUUGUUUUUUUGGGCCCAGCGAUGACAAUGUCCCUGGGGGGAAAAAAGUUCCAGCUUUGAUUUGGGAUGACUUUCCAUUCCUACAUGCCUUAGCCAUAAAUGAGAUGGAAAAUGACUAAAGUUAAUUUACCGAUCAUGAAAGUAUGCUUGCAAAAUUUUGAUUUUUUUUUUUUUUUUUUUUUUUUUUUAUUUGUAAAUUAGCCUAACCAGCAUUACAACUCUGUACCAGAAAUUUUGAUUUAAAGCAUUAUUGUUUCAUUGCUGUCAUGGUAUCAUGUGUAGAUAUAAUUUAGAAAAUAAAGGUUAUAUUUUCAGCAUUUUUAUGAUACUGGUGAAUGUUAAAUGUACAACUGAUUCAAUUAGGUUGCAUUUCUAAACAGUAAGAAGUCCAAAGGUCAAAUAUUUCAAGUUUUGUCAUUUAUAAAGAUUUAUUUUUCCCUCCCUCACUGUCCUCCUCAGUGUUUGUGGUAGCAUUAAAAUCCAUUGGUCCUCAGUCAGCCUUUGUCUUGAGUUUAUCAAAACUCAACUUGCAUAUAGGCACGUGUUGGCAUGUAUAGCUGUUUUCUUGUACCAUUUUCCAACAUGUGAGGAUAAGCAUCUAUCAGUCUAGUUUUAAAUGAAUGCUCUCAUGUGUUGCCUUUUUUUUAACAGUGGCUAAGAGAAAUAGGCUUUCAUGUCAUGUCAUGUUUUAACUACAGGUACAUACAUAAAUGAUGAAUUGCUGAUUAAAAAGUUUUUAGUCAAAUUAAAUAUAUAUGUUUUUAAUUCUUCAGUCUGUUUUACAGGAUGUGUCAGACUCAAAACGUUGGCCUUUGUGAUCUUGAGGGGGGAAAAAAGUCAAUAAGAGAAAUUAUGCAAGUGCAACAUAAAAAAUUACAUGAAGGCUUUUUACACCUCCUUAUCAGGGGAGCCAGUUGAGCAGAUUGCUCAUUGUGUUGUGAUUUUAGGUUAAAGUAUAUGUAUAUGUUAAUAUUUUCUAAAAACAAUCCCCUUGACUUCAGGGUACAUUACAGAUUGUGGGUGAACACAAAUGACUCAUCCAAAGACUGUCUAAAUUUAGUCGCAGUCCAAAGAAAGUAGCCCCGUGAAUUUUUCUUUUUUUUUUCCUGGGCCUGAUGUUCUGAAAGCCUAAAGUGAACAUAAGUGUCCUACAAUGACCUGUCCUUCUCUGUCACUGAUUGGCAACUACUUACCGCUGUCACUGGGUGCAAUAGUUCUCUAUAAAAAAGGGAGAGGAUCAGUUAAGGCUUUAGCUUGCGCCGUAAGGCACGCUUUGCUUCAAACAUGAAUAAAAUAAAGCAUGUUAAAAUCAAAGAUCAAAAACAUAAAAACAGUAACACUUUACUGCUAUGUGAAGGAAAUGUUUUUAUUACUCACCUUUAUAUCUUUGUGGAAGAAGUGAUUGACAUAUUUUUAUCAUAAUCACAUAAUUUAGCACUCAAUCCUGUAUAUGUGAUGUACUCAGCUUUAUGAUGUUUCAUGGGAGAGGCAGGAUGUUAUGUUCCACAAGAGGACUGUCACAGUGCUGCACUCUGGCAAAUGUGUAAAUAAAAAUAGUUUAAGAUUUCCAUUGAUUGCUUCUGUUAUCUGUGUAUUUUAUUUUUGUGUGAAACUACUCUGUUUUCUAUCUGGUUGUUUAGUACACAAAAUGUACUUUAACCCAAUUUGUUGUAGAGAGAAAAUUAAAUCCAUUGCAAAUGUAA